ACAUCUCUCUGACACACACAGACCUUUUCUCUACACACUCUCUCACACACACAUUCUCUCUCUCUACACACACUUUCUCCAUCUCAUACUCUCUACGUACACACUUCCUGUCUGCUAAAUAACAGUGUCAGGAAUAUCAUCUAUCAUGGUGGGCUACUGUCCCAUCUGUGGGAAACCAGUCUACUUUGGUGAGAAGAAGAGGUCAUUGGGGAGGGACUACCACCCUCUGUGUCUGAAGUGUCAACUGUGUCAGAGACAGUUGACCCCGGGACAACAUGCUGAGCAUGAUGAGAAACCCUACUGCACUAACUGUUACAUGAAGACGUUUGGUCCCAGAGUUAGAUACUCAGGUAACAGGAGACUGAUGUCAAACUGUCACAGCUCAGCCUCCUCUUCCUCUUCCUCCUCCUAGGAACCAGUCUAACAAACCAAAAACCAACCAAAAUACAACCUAAUGAGAACUAACAGGCUAUCAACAAGGAUCUAUGUUCAACAAACCUGAUAUUCAGCCAUCAAGCCAAUGACCAAACAACUAGACCCAACAUUCAGCCAACCAACGUUUGACCAACCAAUAAAUAACCAAUAGACAACCAAGCUGACAUUGAACAAACUACCAUCCAACCAACAGACAUCAGUCUCACUCUGAAAGAUCCCCUCUAUCAGUCAAACAUAAAACACCAUGAUGUUGUGUUCAAUGGAGACAACGGUUGUUCUUCAAUAAAACAGAAGCUUCUACA
Messenger RNA from Oncorhynchus nerka (sockeye salmon), 737 nucleotides. RefSeq lists its product as uncharacterized. Gene Ontology annotation, molecular function: zinc ion binding. NCBI's taxonomy places the organism in Eukaryota, Metazoa, Chordata, Actinopteri, Salmoniformes, Salmonidae. The record is from RefSeq and is a predicted model, not a curated record. The transcript is spliced from 4 exons. The coding region runs from base 146 to 412 and encodes 88 amino acids. Gene Ontology annotation, biological process: regulation of gene expression; intrinsic apoptotic signaling pathway in response to DNA damage.